GUGAAUCGGGCUGACUCGCUCGCGUUUGUACUCCGCGAAUGUAGGUGGAGCUCGUUACAAUUUUAUUUCAUUUAUUUAACGCUCUCGUUCCACUUUUCCAAGCGACAGUUUCUUUUUUAAAUAUUUACGUUAAUAUUUUCUUUAUUAGUGUUUUCCUAGUGCUAUAUUGUGAUUGUGAAACAAAGCGUUGCGUGAUAGUUCAGUGUUAUGAUGUCAUGAUUAUUCUAUUCGAAUCCUUGGUGAAACAUGAGUGUCAGUGUCGAGGCGGACGUUCCGAGCCCUGUGUCCGAUGGGCAGAGUACGACCUUGGAUCCGACGUUGUCGAAAUCAUCGUCGGAAAGCCAAAGUUUGAAAGAGGAGAUUGAGGUAGGUCAGGAUGAGAAAUCUGAAUCUAGCACGCCCAAAAUUCACCCGAUGGCCUUCACGAUCGACUUUGGAGAGAGCAAACCUGUCGACAAUCGCAGACUUGAGCAGUUGGCUAAGAAGUCUCAGGCGCGUCAUCAGAGAGUUCAGUCCAUGUCCGCAAGUUUAACUAGGCAGAGCCCCACAGCCCAGCGUCCACCUAUGAGCGCUAAACUCCCUCGAAAGACCCAGGGCUACAAUUCGGAAGGCUACUUCUCAUCAGAUCAGGAGGAUAGUGGUCUAUCAGGUUCUAUCAAAAUUCGUAACUCCUUAGCUCAAAACCCAGCACAUACUAAUAGUCCUAUAACAAACAGGCACAUAAAAUCUCCUGUCAAUGAUGCACGCACAAAACAUGCCUCAAAGAGUCCUAUAGUUGACAGUAUAAUGUCAAGAAGUGACAAUUAUUCAUACUUGUCUCGGCAAGCUCUUAAUCUUCCUCUAAAGAGCAACACAUAUUCAAAGGAAAUGCAUCGUACACCAAGUUACAAUAACCUUUAUCAAACAAGACCAGUGACUCAUAUAGUAGAUGAAAGUCCUGAAGCAGUCCUUCUCACAGACAUAUCUAGCCCGGAACUUGACAUAUUGACCCCUGAUAAUGGGGUGCCCACUCCUGAGCACUAUAAAAGUCCAUCAACAAGAAAAGGUCGUGCCACAUCAGAGACACCUGACCUAUUCAAGAAGUGCAUGAUAAAAGAAACAUUGUAUAUUGAUGAUGAAGUUGAUAGGGAAUCCAAUAACUCCUCGACCGGUACAUACACCAUUGAAGGAGAUAAUUAUACGGAAGAGCAGAAGGCCAGAAUGAGCAUUGACAGAAAUUUUGAUACAAAAUUGAUCAAGGAUGAAGAAAUAUUUAAACAACGUAGUAGAGACCCUGAAUUGAUUUUAGACUUCACACAGAGAGUGAUCACAAAAGAGCCAAGAAGAGAUACAUAUCUCAGGAGUCCAGUGGAAGCAAAUAAAGGUUUUAAUGUCCCCAAAGUAUCUAAAGACAAAAAUGUUCUAGAGAUCUCUUGCUGUUAUGAAUCGCCCACUGAGAAUGAUCUUGCAACACAAACAUCUAAGCAAAUUAAAUCAACUAGAAGCUACUUAGAGAAAAUAAAGAAUAGAGUGAGAACUAUAACUGAGAAAACUUUUGCAAAAUCACCACCGAUCCACGGUGAAGAACCAGAUUUUGGGAGCUUCACCUCUGUUACAACUUCAGGGGUGUUAAGUUCGAAAAACCCUUCGAAAUUGGUCACGUCAUCAGGGAGGCGAUGUAGCUUAACUAAAUCAGAAAUAGACCAAACUGACUAUAUACACAGAUUGUCAAGAGAGUCAUCAGUACCUGUUUCUCUACCGAGCUCUAAACUGAAGUUGGAAAAUGCAGAAUUUGAAAGCACAGCACUGAGAAAUGCUCAGAAGGCCAUGAGGGAUGAUAGCGGAGUGUCUUCUGAUAUAACACCAGAUCAGGCUGUCGGUCAACUGUCUUAUAUAUCAAUGAACCGGUGCAAGGGUGACAAGACCUGGAUUCACGACUGGGCGGAGAGUGUCAAGAAGUAUAACAAUAACAUGGCCACUGGAUCUUAUGCUAACACUGAUUGUGAUCGUCCUCCUCUCAGCCCUCGACAUAUCAGUAAACCUCGGAGUCCGCACGGCGACACACCGACCAAGAUCCCGAGCCCCGUCGGCACAUUACUACACAGAAGGACACCGGAUCUCAUACCCACCCAAGAAACGGAGUCUUAUUUGCUCAAAACGCAAAACGCAAUAUCGAAUCUUCAAGCUAAACUACAGUCAUCUAGGACGAGCAACUUUUCCAGUAUACCGUCGCAACUCACCACCAGUAUGAUCAGCGAGAAGACAGCCAUAUCCCGACUUCCGAUCUCGCAGCUUAGCCGCUCCAACUCGCUCAACUACCGUCUCCGGAAGAAGGAUAACUCAGGAGACAGCAGUCCCCUCCGAAGCCCCGGACAUUACGUGAUCACUGGGUCAACGAAAAUCCCCGAAACCACGCAAAUUCUUCUCAAUAACGCUUCCCGGUCACUGGAGACGGAUCGAAAGAAAUACGACAGCAACAUGAAUAGUCCGUCUUCUGAUAGGGGCGGUCUUCUAAGCACCAGUUCCGAUGACAAGACGCUGUCAAAUCGCUACGACGUUGAGGCUAUACUCUCGCCGCACAGAAAACACGCAAGGCACAAAUCCGCGGAUGUAAGGCACAGCGAGAGGAACUUGGACAACGCCAGUCAAAUGAGACUGAAGAAUACAUUAAGGAACAACGUACCGGAAGAAAACUCUCAGAGGAUCGAUCAAAUACGUUGUCAGGGAAACGCCAAAGUUAGGCCCGACAUAACGUCUACGAUCCGACGUUCGAGCUCUUUUAACACUGUCAAUAAGAAUAACAAUUAUAUCGAAACGAGACAUAAUUAUAGAAGACCCAGCGGUCAGUCUGAGGAGUGCAAUUGCUCCGAUGAUUCAGACAAUGUUUCUCUCGGUAAAUGCAAAGAUUACAAAUACAAAAUGCUCCGAGGCAGGUUAGACUCGGCCGAGUUGAAGUCAGCAGUGCCAGCCAAUUCGCCAAAAUGUCCUAAUACGCCAGAAAUGCAGCGGAAAUUCGGACAUGGCCUGGUGAGGAAUUCGGUUAGAGUCACGACUAAAGAGAGGGGGAGCGUCCCAAGGUCCGAACCUUUGAGGGAUGAGAGAAACAAACCAAUCGGACACCAGAGCAGGAGGAUAUCGGAGCCGACGCGGCAGGCCAUGAUCAGUCGGCUGACAAAGUCCAGAUCUUCAACGAGAGAGGUGCAAUUGAAGACCCAGGAAAAAGGUCAAAAGAAACCAAGCCAGCACAGGUCUUCAUCAGCGUUAGCCACAAAGGAGGUGGAAUUCUCCAACUGGAAGAAGCGCUCUUCCUAUGACCCGAUGAAGGCGGCCCAGGAAGGCAGGAGACGGCAACAGAUGUCGAAACGGCAGGAAAAUAAGGACGAUCUCAGUUCCCCUAGUCACUCGUCUCCGGUGCAUCGAUCGCAGUCGUUCCACACGACCAAUAUAGCGGAUCUGACCCUGGACUACACCUCCGAGGAGUCCGAAGACGACCUCCACGCGUUACCCGUCGACCCGAUGAUCACCUCCACGCACUCCGACAUCGUCGAGCUGAGGUCCAGGGACUGCCACAGUCUGAGGAGACAGGCCCUGAACAGCGACGUGAAGCUGGGCAGGAGUUAUGUGGCUAAUUUUCAGGUGAACCAACAGGCGGACAAGAAAAGGCGGGAACAGGACAAAAGAAAGACGUUCAUAUUGGAUGACGUCACGCCCACCAAAGAGAAUAUAGACUUCAUUACAAAGACAAGAGACGAUGUCGCCAUAGACAAGAGGAGAACUUUUGUUCUAGACAGCGACACAAACUCCACCACAAACGGCAGCAGUCCAAGGAACUCUUCUAUAUUUAGUCAUGAAAAACACUCCUUGACGACUGGUACUAGCGACACGGAGGGCGAGAGUGGAACAGAGAGUGCUCCUGUGGUGUUGAGGCACCCGGGCGCAAAGAGAGGCACCGUCCCUCCCAAACAGAGGUACAGCGGUGAUUUCUCGAUGACCUCGUCCACCACGUCGAUAUCGCAGAAGAAGCCCAAAGACAUCCAGCCCCGUUACAUGGAUAUCUCGAAGUACAAAAAUGACACCUCCCCGAAGAACUUCCUGAGGAGGGAUCCCAGCAAGACCUACGUUGGUGUUCUAGGCGAAAAUAAAAUCAGCCGAGGAAGCGCGCAGCAUUAUGAAAUGGAACAAAAGAAACAAGAGUUAGAGAAGUGGAAACGACGAGCUUCUUACGAUCCGAGGAAGGCGGCCGCGCUCGGGAAGACCAGCAAGCCGGCUCCGAAGACCGCCAGUAGCGUUCUCCGUUCGCAGUCGUUUCACGGACCGGUGCUGGCGUCGUCGACUACCCGCUACUGUCCGCCUACAGAUAUCACCGAAUUAUACGACGCAUCGAGCGACAACGAUUUCUAACCUUGGAACCUCGAUAAUCUUAACUGUACAGAAAUAAAAAUCAAGGGAAAUACCGUCCGAUCCGAAUGAGGCAGACGCCAAUCUAUACUACUAUAUAAAUCUACAGUGGUUUUUACGUAUGUUCCGUUAUAACUACUGAACCGUGCAUCCGAUUGACUUGAAACUUGGUAUCCAUGUAAAAAAUACAUG
This is a messenger RNA of Bombyx mandarina (wild silkworm), 4569 nucleotides long. RefSeq lists its product as uncharacterized. The record is from RefSeq and is a predicted model, not a curated record. NCBI's taxonomy places the organism in Eukaryota, Metazoa, Arthropoda, Insecta, Lepidoptera, Bombycidae.